UUUUGUCGGCAAAUGAUCGCAGCUGGUACUAGGCAAAAUUCUGUGAUGGUUCGGAUUCCGCCUGCUGUGCAUGAGGUGACAAGUUGUAUCCACCAGAGGUCUUGUGGCAAGUUGUUUGAUCAUCUUCAAGAAGAUUUACAAUGGGAACAAAAGCUGCAACUGGCGCAAGCGCGUGUGUACUGAUUACAGGGGUAGUUUCAAAUUUGACAUGCCAAGAGGUAGGGCUGCGAGGUCAUAUGAAAAAUUCAAGCGUCGAAAAAUCGAACUGAUCAUAAAAUCAGCUCCACCGUUACCGACAGAAUCCUUUUCUUGCAUAUUUGGUUUCUUCGAUGUUUUGUGUUUGGUUCCUUCGUUUGUUGGUGUGCUCCACAUGCUUUUCGGGGGAAGCGACCCGACUACCGGAGAUAGCAGUGCAUUGCUGCCGGGCGUGCACGCGCAAAAGUACAUCAUUGGAGAUCAAUUUAUGAGCGGCGCAUUCAACAUUUCGCGAAGCAGUAUCUCUUGCAGCAGCCCAAAUGCACCGUGCGGCUUCAACUUGGAAACGGGCUGCUUCAUGGGAAAACGGUGUCCCCCAGUCGUCAUCUUCGAAGGCGACUACGAUGGCAGAAAAAGCGGGAAGCCUGCAUUUGCAUAUUGAAUAUUGAGAUCAUGUUGUGUAUCUCUAUCAGGAGCACGUACAUGACAUCGCUCCUGCUUAUUUUGCAUCAUUUUCAUUGUUAAAAUCACUCUAGCAUCUGGCGCGGAUCAUUGAGCUAAAAACUUCAGCUCUGACGAUCUUUGUCUCCCCGGCGGGAAAAGAAGGCACCUGGAGAUUCAUGGCAUAGGAGCUUUUUCUUUUUCAUACGGGUAUGUCCGGCACCAUUGAGAUGUCCGACUGCGACGUGGGAGUCAUGUACUCGACAUAUCUGCCUGCAGAAAAAAUAUAUUUAUAUCAGCUGAUAUCUUCAACUUUUCAAUACAUAGAUUACAUGCAUUCCGAAAACUCAGUCUCAGACUCAUUCAGUAAAGGGAGUUUGGACUGUUGUUCAACAUAUUUGAGACGCUUGGUCUUCCUUCUCCUUGUUUAUUAAACAACCUCGAGAUCGAGUUCGUGCAAGUCUUUGAUGGGCUCGAUAAUCGACCACAUGCAUUUGCAUUUUCUUGGAUACAGCCACCCACAAACAAAACUACAUGAUUUUAGUACGUAUUUUCAUUUUCAGGUACAGUUUCGUAAAUCACGCUGUGAAUGACAACGGAGUGGUCGUGCAGCACAAGGGAGGGCUGUUUGGCGCUGUUGGUGUGGCCCAGUAUGGUGUGGGGAACUGUUUUUGCUACACGGAUUCGAAGCUGCUCUGCGGGCAGCGGUAGAAAAAGCGAGGACGCCAACACGAUGCAUGUUCGCAUUCUUGUCACGUUGUAAAGCCGCAUUAUGAUUAUACUCUGAGUACGACAGUGAAAGUGAAAGUAUACGAAAAGCAAAAAGAGCCGAUGCAGCCGAAGUGUUCUAUCACGAGGUAGCUGCGUGAAGUCGCCAUUGCCAAGUGCGUCCAU
Molecule: messenger RNA, 1530 nt
Organism: Amoebophrya sp. A120
Lineage: Eukaryota; Dinophyceae; Syndiniales; Amoebophryaceae
Source: the annotation of a GenBank genome assembly